Oncorhynchus mykiss (rainbow trout) is the source of this 1474-nucleotide messenger RNA. Its product is annotated as olfactory receptor 5J3-like. Gene Ontology annotation, molecular function: G protein-coupled receptor activity; olfactory receptor activity. Lineage: Eukaryota; Metazoa; Chordata; Actinopteri; Salmoniformes; Salmonidae. Gene Ontology annotation, biological process: G protein-coupled receptor signaling pathway. Gene Ontology annotation, cellular component: membrane. The record is from RefSeq and is a predicted model, not a curated record.
AUGAACAGCACCCAGUCCAGCCCUGUCGCCUUCUUCAUCAUCCAGGGCCUGGCCAGUCUGGGGGAGAAGAAGAUGGUCCUGUUUAUCAUCUUCCUGCUGGCCUACACCGUCAUCCUAGGUGGAAACAUCAUGAUCAUCUACCUGGUCCGGACCGACCCGAAGCUGGGCUCCCCCAUGUACUUCUUCCUCCACAACCUGUCUAUCGUGGACAUGAUUUACACAACGGUCACCAUCCCCAACAUGUUGUCAGGCUUCCUGACUGAGGUCAAGACUGUGUCCGUCCCCGGCUGCUUCCUCCAGAUGUACUGUUUCAUCCACAUGUCUGUUACCGGCCGCGCCCUGCUGACCGCUAUGGCCUACGACCGCUAUGUGGCCAUCUGUAAUCCUCUCCGCUAUGCCGCUGUGAUGACCCGCCCCGUCUGCCUGCUACUCAUCAUUGGGGCAUGGACCUUCGGUGCCAUCUGCACCUUCCCAAACACUAGCAUGGCAGUACAGCGUUCAUACUGUGGACCCAACGUGGUGCGCCACUGCUGGUGUGACCCGUCCUCAGUGAGGCUGCUGGUGUGUGGGGACACUCAGGUGGACAGCAUCGUGUCACUGUCUUUUGCCCUCAUAGCGCUGCUCACCACGGGUGUGCUCAUCCUCACUUCCUACAUACUCAUCGGUGUGAAGAUAGCUAAAAUGGGCGCCGCAGAGCGACUGAAGGCGUUUAGCACCUGUGCCGCCCACCUGACGGUUGUGUCCAUUUCUUACAGCUCUGCCUCAUUUGUCUAUAUCUCCUACCGUGUGGGAAACUUCUCUCCAGAGGUGCGUAUCAUCGUGUCGGUGCUGUACUCGGCUCUGACUCCUUUCCUGAACCCGAUGAUCUACAGCCUGAGGAACAAGGAGCUGAGAGUGGCCAUCAAGAGGGCCUUCUGCCGACACAGACGUCUCACCGCAGAGCCGCAAAACACUCAACACACUGUCCUGACAGCAAAACAUUCAAUUCAAGCUCCUUUAAAAUAGUUUAGUAUGGGCUACAAAGUGUGAUAAUUUUCAAAGAUUCCAAAAUUAUUCCAAUUAUUGUUUGUUGUUUGGAAAGCAGAACAGCUAAAUGUUUCAUUAUCAUGCACUUAUAAACGAAACCGAACAAUAUUUGUGUUUACCAUUUGGUUUAUUGUGUGGGUUGCACAACUGUAUACAUCUGAUUUAAUAGUUUUAAGUUUAUUGAUAAAAACGAAAUAACAACUGUAAAGUCCUGUUCAAUUGCAUUGUACAAACUACCAGAUACAGUACUAAAUGGUAUGUGAUUAUACUUGUUUUUAAUCAAUACCAAAGAAACAACAGUAAUUGUUAGGAGAUUAUUGUGUAAUUACAAUCUCGCAAUAUUAUUCCUAAAUAUCAGAGAAAUAGCACCCUGUCAAAUAAAGUGUACCAACAAAUUUUGGUUUUGUGCCUCUGCCUUCUCUGUAAGCGUCACAAAUUAAAAUAAAAC